AAAAAAAUAAUAAUAAUAUAUAUAUAUACUACUAACCGUACACAGGAUGUCACACACAUCACAGCUACGAAUGGUCACCAUCAUCUUCAUCAUCUUCACGUUUGCAAGAAUAACAACAGAUGCUGCUGUCAGACCUGUGGUGACCUUCAUUCCACCCUGGAACAAGAUCUUACCUGGAGACGCUGUAAGAAUGACCUGUGAUGUGGACGCCACCGAGCAGGGAGACGUCACAUACACCUGGUACAGGAACAAUAAAUGGACGGAUACAGGAAAGAAUUUCACCAUUCAAUCCGCCCAGUUCAGACAUGGAGGGCGUUACCAGUGCGGAACCAGUGAGGAUAAUAUCAGCGAGGCCGUUACACUCAAUGUUACAAAGGGUCCCGUCGUCCUGCAGGCACCGCCGUACAUAUAUGAAGGAGAUGACCUCCCGCUGAGAUGUUACAGCGGCUCCAGGAACACAGCGGGGCCAAUAUUGUAUUAUAGGAACAAUACAAUGAUAAAUCCAUCCACCACUGACCCCGAAAUCCUGGUCAGAAACCCCAGAGAUGAGACCGCUGUAUACAAGUGUGAAAAACAAGUAAAAGACUAUACUACACACAGCGAUGAGACUGUCCUCACUGAUCGAGGAGCUGCUGCCUCAUUCGUGGUGACCUUCUAUCCAAACUGGAGAAAGAUCUUUACAGGAGAGUCUAUAACAAUGUACUGUAAUGGAGAGCUCCAUGGGACAUAUUCCUGGUAUAAAGAUGGGAGAUUAUUGGGGAAAAUUGAUCAGAACUUUCUUAGAAUCCAGUCUGCACAAAGACAUGACAGUGGGAGAUACCAGUGUGGAACCAGAUAUGUUCCCAGUCCUGCGGUCAGUUUGGACGUCAGCGAUGGCCCGGUCACCCUGCAGGCUCCUCUCUUUGUACAGGAUGGAGAUUACACAAAUCUGAGAUGUCACAGCCGUCCUGAGUAUUCUGAAUGGACGAAAUUCUAUAAAGAUUACAAAUUACUACAGGAUUCAGGAGAUGAAACAAUAAGCCUCAGACAAGGAGAUGUGACUGGAAGAUACAGAUGUGAGAGAAGACUGAGCAGGAAACCUGUGUCUUACACCGAUUCUGUGUCUGUUCCCAUCAGAGAGCUGUUCUCCCGUCCAGAGAUCAGACUGACCCCAUCCAAUAUUACUGAAGGUGAUGACAUGAACCUGACGUGUGACACCAGGCUUAGCCCUUACAGACAGCGCACAGAACUACAGUUUGCGUUCUACAGAGAUGGGCUUGAAGUCCAGGGAUUUACCACAUCUGAUAGAUAUGAAGUUCUGUCCGCUCAGCUGGAGGAUUCUGGCAAUUAUUCCUGUACAGGGAGAACAUUAGACGGCAGAGUGUGGAAACCAAGUCAAGAGACACCAGUUUAUGUCCAGAAUCGGAAAUACAACAUGGACGAAAAUGGACAUAACAGAUAUUUGUACCCAACAGUCUCUGUGACUCUACUGGUCAUCCUCAUUGGGUUAGCUUUUCUGAUCUUCAGAAAAAGGCAUCAGUUAAACAUAUUAGUCUCCAAAAGGAAGCCAACCAGAGAUCCAGGUGACCUAGCCUCUGCCACCGAUCAGACUGAAGACGAUGACGUCUGCUACACUACCAUUAAGUUCCCUCCAAAAGCUUCGUCACACAAAGUCAUGGACACUGUUAUCUACUCAGCCGUCAAAAUUAAGGUCAGUGACACCUGA
This is a messenger RNA of Bufo gargarizans (Asiatic toad), 1705 nucleotides long. RefSeq names its product Fc receptor-like protein 5. The transcript has 11 exons. The record is from RefSeq and is a predicted model, not a curated record. Gene Ontology annotation, biological process: cell surface receptor signaling pathway. Bases 47 to 1705 code for a protein of 552 amino acids. Lineage: Eukaryota; Metazoa; Chordata; Amphibia; Anura; Bufonidae. Gene Ontology annotation, molecular function: transmembrane signaling receptor activity.